Molecule: messenger RNA, 3278 nt
Organism: Phycodurus eques (leafy seadragon)
Lineage: Eukaryota; Metazoa; Chordata; Actinopteri; Syngnathiformes; Syngnathidae
Product: phosphatidylethanolamine-binding protein 4
Exons: 7
Coding region: 87-710 (207 amino acids)
Source: RefSeq, a predicted model, not a curated record
CCUAAACAUGGUAGCUAAGCAAUGACACACACUAAAACAAAGAUUAAGGACCUUAGAUACUUUGCUUCCAACGAUCAUUUAUCGCAAUGGUCGACAACGGUCUUCAACAGCUACAGACGGUGCUGCCACUCUUCCUGCUCUUAUGUGGCUGCAUGUGGGGGUCUCGCCAAGUGGAGGCCUCAGCAGAUACCCUCAGCUCUGUGGAUGCUUCUUUUUGCUUUGGUGACCUGGAGGUAAUCUACCCACAGCUGGAUGUUGAUAAGUGCCUGAUUGCUCCAAAGGAUCACAUGAAACUUCGAGAGAAGCUCAGCACCGAGUGGGGAGCUCCAAGUAUUUGGUACUCUGCAGCGAAUGAGGGAAAGAUGUACAUUCUGGUGAUGGUUGAUCCUGAUGCUCCAAGUCGCUCUAAUCCGACAUUCGCUUACUGGAGGCACUGGCUCGUCACCAAUGUGCAGGGAAGUUCGCUGAGGAAGGGAGAGUUACAGGGGAUGACCAUCACUGACUAUCGUCCUCCAACUCCACCACAGGCCUCUGGUCUCCACCGCUACCAGUUCCUGUUGUAUGAGCAGCCAUCCGACAUGGAGGUGCCGCUCUCCCAGCGGGAGUCGUCGGCACGAGGUCAGUGGAAUCUGGUGGCUUUCAUCCAAAGGUUUCAUCUUGGAGAGCCUGUGGCCGCAGUGCAGUUUCUCACACAAAACUACAAAGACUGAAGAAGCCCUCUGAGGUGUCGUGAGCCUGCAUGGUGAUUGCACAGUCAACAGAGUUAAUUCAGACAGAGUUUGAAUUUAUUGCAAUUGCAUGAUUUCUUUUAAGCUUAAAAAAGCAGAUCUACUCUUGUUUUCUUUAUCAUUGCAUUAGGCAAAGUUUCCUCUUUGUGUUUCCCCUCUUGCUGGGUUUUGAUCAUCACAUGAUCCUGUACUGUGAUGUUUAGGGGAUAGAUUUCUGGGGAUUUCUUAUUAGUUUCCGAAUACUGUCGGCAAGAAAGGGAAAAGGGCCUCUGAUAUCACAACCCGGUGUGGAAAGAGUUGCUUCUAAAUCAAGGGCGGAAACACGUCAGGGCCAAAAAAAGGAAGUAGGAGGUGAAACUGAGACCGCAGCACAACCGGAUGCUGCAGUGGAACUAAAAGUGACAGGAUGGUAAAGUGGGGAGGGGCUUCGUGGACUAUUUUAUUUUGGCAAAGGGGACUUACCAUUUACCAUAUUUUGUCAUUUACAUAUUUCCUCUGACCACUUUCUAUUGGAAAGAUUAGAGCAACUUCCAGGGUAACCUUGAAUGGUUUUACUGUAAAGUAAAAGCUCCUCUAUCUAAAUGUGUCCUUGACUUUGACACGAUGAACCCAUUUUGAACUUUAGAGAGUUGCAUAAAAAACCCACCUGGCAGGUUAACUUUUCAACCCUUCCACUUGCAGAUACUCUUACGACUCCACGCUUCUUUGUAGAGGGCGGGUCUGUUUUACCCCCCCCCCCCCCAAGGAGGAGUAUUGGUUUCUAACUAGCACCUCUCCUCUGGGAUGGGCUUGUAUCAAUACCCCAGGUGUCUGGAUUUCCAUCAAGGACUUUGAUGUUGUGAUGAUCAAUCUUUAGUUGGACCUUUGAUUGACCCUAGUUUGGUGUCUCUUCAGUGGUCCAGGCAGGAGUAGGUAAUGUUCCUUUGGUGGAUAAGCCAGCCUUGGUAAACCCCUGUGUGCCCUCCCUAUGAACCCUCAGAGAUCAUUGAUCAAUGUGUCCCGCAUCCGCUUUGUUUGCUUCCUGGACUUAGCAGUCGAAGCGCUGCAAACAAAACAACAACUGAUUAGUAUCCAUCUCAUGGAACAUCCCUCUCCACCUUGAUUUUACCGAUCAAACAGUUUCACAAUUGGCAAGUUGGCUAUAAUUCCACACUCAUUGCGUAACAUGCCAAGUGGAAGAGAAUUAUCCCCCCUGCCCCUCAAAAAAAACACCUACUUGGAAUGCAUCAGCAAUUUAGUGCAUUGCCAAGAUUGUGACUUUAAAAAUAAAAACGCCGCUUUGCUUCCAUUCAUAUCGUGACGUGAUGCUGCCGAAAACAACUGGAUUUGUCACUCGGCUUCCUCAAAUGUGUUUUAUUUUUACUCCAAAUGUCAGGAGUGAUGACAGACUGACAGCUGUCAUUCGACAACACAUACAACCCUUGAGAAUAUAGCAAAUGUAUUUAAUAUCUUUGUAAUGUAUUCAAACUUACAUUAAUUAAAAGCAAUCUGUUUAAUCAAUUCCAUUGCCUAACCGGGACAAAAGUGAUCUAAUAUGCGCAAUGACUUUUCUUUCUCACUGUUGAAGAAGAGUGAGAGGGUUGAUUCCACUGGAGAAUUGGAGACAAAUGUGACAUAAACACACUUUAUUUUGACGCCAUGUCUCACUGAGCAUUGACCUGUAUUGAGUGUACUGUGGGAUUUCAAUGCUGUCUUCGAUGUAAAUUCACUCACACAUCCAACACUUGUUUGCUUUCAUCAACAUAAAACACUGAAUAAUGCAAUGCAGGCUUUGACUUGUUCUCUUAAGGUGUCUCCUCUGGCUGCGUUUGUGACAAGGUCUCACCUCUUAUUGCAUGAAAUGGAAUAUAAAAUACAGUGGAACAGCGAUAAAACGGACUCCGAUAUAACGGAUAUCAGAUAAAACGGACCAUCGGGACUGAACUUGUCCAAAAAUAAUUUCACUUAAAAAAUAAUUUGUCACUUAAACUGCCAUUGACAAAGUCUUCAUUCCAGAAUUGGCUGCUGUUGUUCACUGGCGCUUUGGCGCAAUACAACCAAUUCCAUAAGACGUACCCCCCGUGCCUACAUGGUGGCCAUGUUGAAUGUGGCGUAUUGAUGUGGCAGCCCCAUCAAUACGUGACGGUUAUAUCUUUUGUCUAUUGCACAUAGAGCACCGGAAAAGAGAGAGCAGCAUGGCGGCAGUUUUAACUCCGACGAAUACAAAACAGAGUCUGGAACACGCUAUUUUUGGUACGGUAAAAAAAUGUUGUCAAGUAGUUCGCCUUUGACUACAGAAGUUGGAACUAGGAAUCACACUAUUUCCUCACAGCUCAUGCAAGUGACUCGCCUACGAUGAGUACUCAAUGUCAACAAAGUCACAAUGACCAAGCACACCAGCAUAGCAAGUUUGGAUCAAAUGUAAAAAAAUGUCAAGCUUGUUUUAUAUUUACAAUAACGUUGUACUGUACUGGCCAUUUUAGGCCACGAAAAAAACUACAAAAUACUGUACAGUAAUAUGGGUGUCAAUCGGCUAUAUUGGACGACCCCCCCCCCCCCCCCCCCCCCCCC